Messenger RNA from Mauremys reevesii (Reeves's turtle), 739 nucleotides. Its product is annotated as killer cell lectin-like receptor subfamily B member 1B allele A. Bases 20 to 739 code for a protein of 239 amino acids. The record is from RefSeq and is a predicted model, not a curated record. The transcript is spliced from 6 exons. Lineage: Eukaryota; Metazoa; Chordata; Testudines; Geoemydidae.
UCCCUCCUCUGCGCUUGUCAUGGCAGGUGAAAUAGUUUAUGCUGAUUUAAACAUUUUGGGAGCCUCUUCCAACCCAUUGCAUCCACCUCGGCACCUCAAUCACACUCAGUGUCCCCGCUGGCAUCGACUCGCUGCAGGGCUUGGAGCAGCUGGGAUCCUCAUCCUGCUGGGAGCUGUGAUAGCCAUGGGCGUUUGGGUUUUUCAGCCCAAAGGAUCUCUGAAUUCACUGGAGAACAAUAGUACCUGGGAGACACUCAUCCAUCAAUCCAACUGCAGCACUGGCCUAAAAGAUUUCCAUUUCCACUUGAAACAAUUUGUGUGUGAAUCAUCUCACAGCAACUCAACAGAGGGAGCAGGGUGCAAGCUCUGCCCCCCAAACUGGCUGCUGCACAGGGACAAGUGCUACUGGGUGUCUAAAGAAAAAAAUCCCUGGGACAAGAGCCGCGAUGACUGUUCAAGGAGGAGCUCUCGGCUGCUGGUGAUCCAGGACCAGGAUGAGAUGACAUUCAUACAAAAUACUUCCAAAGAUGCAAACCAGCUCUGGCUUGGACUCACUGUUACAUCCCCCGCAAGGAAAUGGACUUGGGUGGACGGCUCCCUGUUCAAUCCAACACUGUUCAAUGUACAGGAUCCUGCUGAAGGGAACAGCUGCGGGAUGAUAAAACCAGAUGAAAUUUAUUUUGAAACCUGCACUAUUGUAUCUAAAUGGAUUUGUGAAAAAUACGCUCUCCAGAUAUAG